GUUCAAGAAUUUUGUCAAUGUCUAAUUUUUCAGACAAAGACGCAAUGCCUCGUUCAGAAUUGACCUUCGAGACCAUGAAGGAGACAGGUGAAAACGUUCUCAAUGAACCAAAGAGAAGCUCGGAAUCCAUGCCUAAGCCUACAACUGCACCGACCCUUGCCGACACCGAAAUCAAACAAUACUCAUCUCUUUUUGAUUUCGAUGCCGCGUCAAUGUUCGACCCUGAUUCGGCGGGGCAAGUAACCGAAGAUUUUGAUCAAUCAAACGCGAUUGGUUCAAACCCAAAUCUAAAUACUUCCUCUAUCACGACCAACGAAAAGCACCCUAUUGUAACAUCGUCCGCUUCUGCAAAUGAGCCAAGAAUUGAGCAAAAUGUCGUUGACAAGACACCUGCCGAGAUACCAAGUCUUGAAGACUUUGAAUGGAGCCAGGAACAACAAGAUGAUUUUUUGAAUACUUUGAAUGGAAUUGGCUCCGAGGAGAUCAGCUCAUGGUAUGCCAACGCAGUGGUCACCCAGGGAAAUUCUGAUGCACUUUCCGAACAAAAUAUAGAACAAAUCCUCGAAUUCACCGAUGAAAAUCAAGCCAUAUUGGAUUCUUUUAGACCGACGAUCGCUAAUGAGAUUUCCAUGAAGUACCUAGCCCAAAAUGAAUUGAGCAUAACAAGUUCUCAAAGUUCGGGGACCCUGACUGCCCAGGAUGCUGUUCUUCAAGGCUCGGAACAAUUAGGUGGUACGAGCAACACGGAUAUCCUCGAAGAUCCAACUUCUAGUUCCGUUAAACCCGAAGACAAAGUCACAAAACAAGAUCGAUUGAAUGUGUUCACCAAAUCGACUGAAAAGGAGUCUCCAGCGAGUAUUUUGAACUUUGAUCAAUACGAUAAGUUUUUCUUUCCGGCGCAGAGCAUACCAUCAUCGCCAAUGAACCAUGAUGAAAAUACCACAAGAAAUCAUCAGGGAUCAACAUCUCAAUCACCAACUAAAAUUCGGGAAUCAGAACCUGUGAUGUCAGUCCAGCAGCUAGAAAUGCGUCAGAAUGAAGUUGGAGCCGCUCAAAAUAGAUUUGAGCAAAAUUUAUUAGGUGGUCGAGAAAAGUACAGUCGGGUCACGGAGAUGCAGAUGCAGAAUGAAGAUGAUCAGACACAUGCUCCACCACCGCAUCAGUAUCUCGAUGCACCGUAUGGAAAUUUCAACACGGCUCAAGCUCCGCAACCGUAUCCUUGCUUUCAAGCAUCUGGCAACGUUAACCUCAGAGCGGGAUUUGUAAUGCAACGAGCGGGCAACGGGCCUGGCGGUGUAGAGAACGGAGUUUAUAAUACCAGAGAUGUGGCAUCUCAAAGCAGUGAAAAUUACCACGGUAGUAAAACCAACAAAGAUCCAAAGAAACGGCCCAGCUGGGAGACGCGACCUGAUGCCACUAGGCCUAGAGUUCGAAUGACCGAGGAAGAAUUUCAGUGGCUGCGACCAAACGAGGGACCACGUGAUGUUUUCGAAAAUCAGCGAAAGAAGGCUGCCGAGCAGAGAUUGAAGGAUGAAGCAGAGGCCAAUGCACUUGAGAAGGCGGGGAUGCCUAGACCUCAGCCCAAGGAGCAAAAGAAAUUUAAAGGAGGUGUCCACAUUGAAGUAUGGGAGAAGGAAAGUUUAAAUAAUCGCCGUCGUGCCCAGGGGAAGUCAGGUCGCGAACUCUUUUUGGAAAAGCCCAAGCUUCGCGGGAAGAGAAAGGGUCGCGAGAUAUCGGGGGCAGAAACACAACCUGACUCGAAGAAGCUGAAACUAGAAGAAAGCAAUUGGUUCGCAUUAAGUUCCGAAACUAGAGGGGUGAAUGAGGGAUUAACCCACGACACAUAUGCCAGUUCGAUGCCUGUAAUAGAUGGAUUCAAUCGUGGUAUGAGUAACGACCCAUAUUCCAAUGCAAGCCCCAUGACUAGCCAGAUGAAUCAGGGGAUUACCAGCAGUGGCCCAACCUACAAUAGUAAUAUCAACAACAAUUAUGGCGAUAUUUAUGGCAACAAUAACUACAUCGGCAUUCACUAUACUGACCCCUCUUUGGGAAGUGGGGCGCCGAGCUCUGGAAUGACACGAAAUGGAGCCUUGGACUCAAUGCCUGCAUACGGUGCUGCAUAUCCAUCCAUGGGCCAAAGUAGCCGCCCUGAAUAUGAUGGACCACACCAAACUCGGGCUGUUUACAGCCAUAACCAGCACCUCGGGUCGUUCCAUAGUCAGUCCGAACAAAAGGCUAGAGUCAGCUACGGCAGAAGUAAUGUUCCAUCGCCACCAAAUUUAGAAUCAAUGCAAAAAUUUGGUAAUUUUCAGCCUCAGUUUUCCCAACGCUCAGCUGCAUCAAUAUAUGGAACCAGAAAGUCGACGCAUCAAGUUGAAAUAAAUCUUGCAAAUCCAACGAUGGCAAACGGUGGCAACAGCAUCCCAUCAUAUCUGUCUGGACAAAAUGCGCAGGUCCUCAGAUCGAAUGGUCAUGUAUACCCCCAAGACAUACUCGGAGGAAUGCGAUCAAUUUCUAACAGCUUAAUUGAUCCAAUGCUGCAAUCUCAAGCUCAGUUUCCAGUACCUAGUGUCAUGGGCACUCAAACGAGAGAGCGUACCUCCGCCAACUAUGAGUACGUUGAGGAUUUCGAGGACUUGGGUACCCAGGAAAGAAGUGAGCACUGAGCAAAGAAGGGUGGAAAUACUAUGACGUACAAUAGAUGUUAGACUAAGAAAGAAUACA
This is a messenger RNA of Botrytis cinerea B05.10, 2724 nucleotides long. RefSeq lists its product as hypothetical. The coding region runs from base 45 to 2666 and encodes 873 amino acids. The transcript is spliced from 2 exons. NCBI's taxonomy places the organism in Eukaryota, Fungi, Ascomycota, Leotiomycetes, Helotiales, Sclerotiniaceae. The record is from RefSeq and is a predicted model, not a curated record.